AUGGCUUUCCCCGCGCUCGGUUUCGGCAGCACGUUGCUGAUGCUGGGACUCGUGCUGGUCCUGAUGCCCACCAAGGUAGCUGCUUUCGGUGCUGGCAACAUUCCCUCCAUCGCCCAGGUCGAGGGCACCAACUGGCGCCACGGCGACAUCGAGGACAUGCUCAAGACCCUCGCCUUCCUGCACGGCAAGAAGUGGUCCACGCUGAUGGUCCAGCGCACUUAUUUCGGCAACUGGCUCCGCGACUAUUCCCAGGCUGUCGAUGUUGGCAGUUUAAAGGGCGUCAACGCUGCCACCAUCCGCGUCCUGGUCUGGGUCCUGUCCUUCCUCGCCAAUGGAUAUGCCACCGAGGAGUUUGAGGUUACCGAAGAGCGCCUCGGAGUCUACCGUCCCGAGGAGCACAUUGACAACCCUCUGGGCUACGCCGACGGCAAGGAUGCCAGAACCUUCGAUCCGCGGCUCAGAGGGCCUGUCAUGCCCGUCGAGACCGAGAUUGACCCCAACACUGGCAUGAAGAACUACAUCGCCAAUGAACACGGCAACUGGGCGACUAGCGCAGGCUACCUCCGAUUCAGCCUGGGACGCAGCAUUCACUUUGGCAGACUCUACACCCACGGCUCCCAGGGCAGUGGCAAGGAGGAGGAUCUCUGCGAAGCUUUGAGGUGUCUCGGCCAGUCGCUCCACUGCAUGGAGGAUUUCAGUGCUCACAGCAAUUACUGCGAGCUAGCACUGCGCGAACUUGGCUACCACGGUGUCUUCCCUCAUUGCGGAACUGGCUCCGAGAUCAACCUCCGCGGCCGCCGCGUAUACCCUCUCGUAACGGGCACCUUCGGUGGAGUUGACUUUCUACAUUCCGUUUUGGGCGAAGCCAACGACCACUUCACCCAGUCCGAGGUAGACGAGCUAGACAUUGCCCUGAAGAACGCGGAGAAGAGUAGCAGCAGCGGCGGUGGUGGUAGUCGAGGAUUUGGAUUUGGCGGUAGUGGUGGCACAGACUUCAUCGGGCUCGUCAGCAAGCUGCCCGGCAUUGGAGGCGGCAUGGCUUCAGAAGCGGCGGACCUCAAACGCAUGGCAGCGGACCAGGAACGACAGAACGAGCAGAGUGGUGCCUACUCUGGCGCACGUGGAAAUACUAACUUUGUGCCAGGUAUGAGUGAGAAUUUUGACCCUGUCAAGGUCUCAAGACAGAUCUAUCCUAUCCUGCAGUUCCGGGACAAAAUCGUCAAGUCCAUCAACAGAGGCAUUGCAAAAAUCCCAGGUCUGGAGAGCUUGCUCGAACAUAUUAGCGAGACGUUGACGGCAUUUGUCCUGGGUUUGCUGGCCCCUUUCAUUAGGCCAAUCAUCGACGCCGUCACCAAGGCUCUGAAGGAGGGUUCAUCUGAAGUGAUCAAUUCCAGCGCGAAUUCGCAACUGGAACCGUGGAAGAACCCCCACUGCACCGAUCCAACGCACUCAAUGCUCUCCAAGGAUCACUUUACGAAUGUCCUUAACUCUUGUGCCGGAAGAGUUGCAUCGACCGUUCUCCAAUACGCUGUACCACGAGUCUUGUAUGCUUGGGACAACCCUAGUGUGCCAGUGGAUGAGGUGGUUAAUGACCUUCUCCGUGCCUUCCAUCACCCUGCUAUCCGGGACGAGCACGUCGAGAUUCAGAAGAGCAUGUUCAACACGGUACGCCAGUGGGCUGACGAGUACCCGCGCCGUCAUGAGAUCAACCAUAUUCUGGGUUCGGAGUCAGUCAAAAAUGGAAAGAACCACCCGACCGCAGGUCAGGGCGACCGCCAAGUGCAUUCCCAUGGCGGUGGUAUCUUUGACGGCGGGAUGCUUGAGCAACUGGGUCACGGUAGACCGAAGGGCUCGUUAUGGUCACAGUGUGCCACACGGGACAUGGACGCCAUGGGUGCUGGCUCGGGUGCUCAGCCAGGGUCAAAUUAUUCGAGCCGCCCGAGCUCAUCCCACAUACCUCAGCCGCACCAGGGCGGCUACGGAUACCAUCAGCAUCAGCAGCCACCCCAAGGCGGUGAUGGGCACCUUGCACCGUAUUCUGGCUACGGCGGCCAGCCACCUGCGCAAUAUGAGGCAGGUAGUCAGGGCGGAUAUCAACAGUACCCACAACAGGGAUACGGCGGAUCACCUGCUCCUCAAGGCGAGGGGGCUGGCUACUAUGGCUCGGCACAGCAACAACCACAGCAGGGAUACCCGGGUCAGGGCCAAGGCUACUACGGAGGUCCGCCGCCCCCUCAUCAGCCGCAGUAUCAGGGAGGCUACCCGCCGUAUGGAGGACAGCAAGGAGGUGGGUAUGGAAACCCGCCGUACCCGUCAUACUAG
Anthostomella pinea is the source of this 2322-nucleotide messenger RNA. The record is from the annotation of a GenBank genome assembly. Lineage: Eukaryota; Fungi; Ascomycota; Sordariomycetes; Xylariales; Xylariaceae.